AGCUUAGUGCGGAAGUAGCUCGAUUGCAAACAGAAUUAAACAGCGCUCGACUACAAGAGUUUGAGGCCCAAGAGCAAGCAGCUUUAUCCAAUGCUCGUCUGGAAGAGGAAAGAGAGAUGAGGGAAAAGUGUGAAGAGGUGAUAAAACAACUGACUAUUCACAAAGAGAACAUGGAGAGGGUCUCGAGAAUGGUGUCUGAUGAAGUGGAGGCUCUGAAAAGCCAGUGCGACAGAGAGCGAGAGCACACUAAGAUGAUUAAGUUCGAGGCUGACAGAGUGCAGAAGGAGCGAAAUGUUUUGGCACAUCAGAGUGCACUACUCAUGGCAGAAGUCAGCGAUGACUCCAAUGGGCGGCUUCUCGCUGUACUUCAAGAGGUUGAAACACUGAAGAGACACCUCGAGGAGGAGAAACAGGCGCACAUCGAGCAGAUGCAACUGCUCCAGGAUAAACUCGAGGAGAAAGAAUCCAAUGUGGAGUUUGAGAUCGUCGAGGAGAAGCUCAAGCUCUCAGAAGUCGAGAUAAAUAUGAUGCAGGAGAGGGCGGAGAGGGCUGAGGGCGAAGUGGAGAGGCUUGAGGGUGUGGUCGCUAAAUUGGAGGAGAUGCUGAGUAAGAGUGCACCACCUCCAGCACCACCGAUGCCACCACCACCUCCACCUCCUCCAUUACCUCCGGUUAAUAAUUCUGCUCUGUCUACUGUUAAACUUCUUACCAGGGAACGUGCUCAGGGCGAUUCUAAUCGCAAUUCCGCCAUUUAUGAUAUGGAGAAUAUUCUAGGAAUUACUAAAAAAUCAGCUGCAGUUCCACAACAGCCUGCCAUAGACGACAUAAUAAAUCAGAUAAAAGGAGGAAAAUUUACACUCAAACAAACAGACAAACAACGGGAGCAGGAGAGACGACGAAAACGCGAAAUGGAGAGUGCACCAGCAGCUGUCUCUGAGAUGCUGAAUAUCCUCGGGACAAUGAGACGAAGAGCGAAACCAGUCAGACAGUCUCUCAACUAUCCCGAUGUUUCCACAUGAUUUUUACUCAGCAUUGCAAUUGCAUUAUCACGCAUCAUAAAAAAAUCAUUUCACAAGUAUUACAAAUGCGGCGUAAAAAAUAUCUAUAUAUAGUUAUACAUAUGUACAAAAGAGAACGAAAAAUAAGCAUUCGUUUUUCAGCGUCAAAAUUUUUCGAUAAAUAUUUUUGUGUAUUAAAUGA
Fopius arisanus is the source of this 1200-nucleotide messenger RNA. Its product is annotated as shootin-1. Gene Ontology annotation, cellular component: cell leading edge; axonal growth cone; cytoplasm. The record is from RefSeq and is a predicted model, not a curated record. Lineage: Eukaryota; Metazoa; Arthropoda; Insecta; Hymenoptera; Braconidae. Gene Ontology annotation, biological process: positive regulation of neuron migration; neuron projection morphogenesis.